Ostreobium quekettii is the source of this 3510-nucleotide messenger RNA. Lineage: Eukaryota; Viridiplantae; Chlorophyta; Ulvophyceae; Bryopsidales; Ostreobiaceae. The record is from the annotation of a GenBank genome assembly.
AUGGACAAUUGCAGACUGGCUGUGAACGGCGUCGUCUUUCAAAACAACACAGCCCUGGUGUUGGGUGGAGCCCUCCAUGCGCAAGGGUCUCUGAGUUUCAUCAACGAUGAGGUCGAGGUGGACAUCGAUCGGGAGGCUCUCGCGUUGGACAUGGACUUAAAGGAUUUCUCAGCGGGCCAGAGCGCUGCCCUCAGGGCUGUAGUGGACCUGACGCACGUUCGGUUCAUUGGCAACACGGCAAUCGGCGCUGGUGGGGGUGCCAUCUCCUCCGAUGCCAAUGCUGAUUUGUCAGUCGACAAUGCAGAGUUCCUUGGCAACAUGGCGAAUGGCACCGGUGGACCUUCGAGGCCUGGAGGGGGUGCAAUUCGCGCGAGAUCAAGCAGGGUCAGGGUCUCCAACUCCACUUUCCUUGGAAACGCCUCGCCGCUGUCGAACGGAGGUGCCAUUGCCUUGACGAAUACCCGUGAGUUUUCCACCCGCUUCAUAAGGUCAAACGUGCUCCAAGUGUCCAAUGGCACCUCUUUCGUCAGAAACAUGGCCCGCAGUGGUGGGGCUUUGUUCAUGGGGUCUUUUUCAAGCAGCAGCCUCGAUGGCGCAAAGUUUUCCAGCAACACGGCGCAGAUAUCCGGAGGUGCCGUGUUCUUCAGCGAAGGGGACGGAAUGGAAAUACGGAAUUCCACCUUCCGCCGCAAUUCUGCGACCCUUACUGGAGGCGCCCUGCAUUUCGAAUACAGACAAGCAGGCAUCGAGGUCAACCUCCUGAUUUCGUUGCAGAACACAACGUUUUCUGAAAACCGAGGCGGGGAUGGGGGCGCAGUGUUCGGAACUGCUCUGGUCAGUUCUGGAGAAGAUUUGUCGAUCGACACAAUGAGAGAUCCUGUCAUGUUACUAACCGACACUUUGCAGAUGAUGAACGCCACCUUUCAGGGGAAUGUGGCUGGCGCGGAUGGCGGGGGUAUGUUGCUCAGGGGCAUCGAGGCACUGCUUAAGGAUGUGAGGCUGGUGGAUAAUGUUGCCAACGGGAGUGGAGGCGGCGCUUUCUUCGGACGAUUUUCGGUUCUCAACGGCACGCAAAUGAGGUUCGUGGGCAACAGUGCACAGCGGGAGGGAGGAGGCUUGAAGCUUGGCUCGAACACCAAUAUUGACGACAGGAGAUCGUCCGUUUGCAGAGAUUGCGCUUUUGGAUCCAACAGGGCAACGAGUGGAGGGGCCCUGUGGGUGGAUGCAUUCUCGGUCCUCCAGCUGCAAUUGGCAUCAAUCACUUCAAAUUCUGCUGUUGGGGGAGGAGGUGGAGCCAUUUUUUCCGUCUCUCCGUCAAACAUUUUCAUUCAAUGCAACAGCACAGAAGGCCAAGACUUUCCCUUGUCGAGAUUUGCAAUUGAAUCUGGCGAAUGCCAGGAUUUUUCUGUGACGGAAAAUCUCGCAAUGGACGGGUUUGGCAACGCUUUUGCUGGCCCCCCUCGCACUCUGUCUGUACAGAUGAGCGGCAGUUUCAAGGAGCAUAGAAGUGGAGACAUUCUUAGCAGAAUCACAGUGAUGGCCCUGGACGAAUUCGAUAACGUCGUCACUGGUGCUGCGACCGACGGGCCUUUGCUCGUUCGCGCAUCUCCCACGUCGGGAGAAGUGGAGGUUACCGGACAAACUUUGGUUGAAGCUAUCGACGGGAUGGCCGUCUUCGCAUUUCUAGUCUUGAGGGCACCAGUGAGCACGAAGCCAAGUAACGCCACUGUACUUUUCAGCACAUCCCUGGAGGGAGUGUCACCGGUAAAUGCCACGGUGAAAGUGGCGGCAUGCAGGGCGGGUGAGCUUGUGGAUGAGAAUGCCAAGCUUUGCCGGAACUGCCCCACUGGGCGAUUCAGCUUCAAUCCCAACAACGCCACAUGUGAUGAAUGCCCGGGAGGGGCCGUGUGCCGGGGUGGCAGCAGCAUGGUUCCAAGCAGCGGCCAAUGGCAUUCGCAUCCGCUGUCAACACAGAUUCACAAGUGUAUAAACAUGGCGGCAUGUUCAUACCCUAAUCGAACGGAGUCACUGCUGAGAUCUCGGUCCCUGAAUGACGCCAGCGGAGAAUUCAGUGACUUGGAAAAUUACAGCCAGUGCGCCGAAGGUUACAAAGAUGUGCUUUGCGGGAGUUGCGCUCCAGGAUAUGGGUUUGAAAAACAGGGGAUCUGCACCAAAUGCAACGGAGAUGCCGAUUGGGUCAUUUUUGCUGCCCAAGUGAUUUUUGUCACCGCCUUUUUGGCCUGGCAAGUAAAAUCGAACAUACACUACGACGAUGGCAAUUCGACAUAUCUCACCUCAGAUAUAUUGAAGGUGCUCGUUAGCUACUUUCAAGUUAUGGGCCUUGCGAGAAUAAUAGACCUGGACUGGCCAGAUCCCGUGGACGACCUUUUGAAGGCAGAAGAAACGCCAAGCAAUGUCAAUUUUGCAUCGUUUGCAGCUCUGGACUGCAUUCUGAACGACUCGGGAUUUCCAAGAUCAAUCAAGAGGGCAAUCGUCGUGGCCCUUUUUCCGGUCAUGAUGGUGUGCGCCGGGACCCUGUUCUGGGCACUCCUCUCGCUCAUGCCCAGCAAGUCAGCGUCAGUGCGAAGGUUCUUCUACAGGAACGUCUUGGUCACGGCCUUCGUCGCCCUCUUCUUGUCGUACCCGUCCGUGGUCAGGAGCACCCUGGAAAUAUUCGAUUGCGUGGACGUAGACGCAGACGACCCGUCGCUGCCGUACGCCGGCAACGCCACUGCCCAGGGCAGCUUCUGGAAGGUCGACACGCGGCAGAAGUGCUUUGAAGGAGACCACAGAAUGCUGACCGCCACCUUGGGAGCCACCUGGCUGGUCGCCUUCUGCUUGGGAGUACCCCUCGCGCUGCUGGCGUUCCUCACCCGUCGCCGCGACCGGCUGCACAGGGCGGAGAGCAUUCGGGACUACGGAUUCCUGUACAGAUCGUACACGGCCGACCUGUUCUUCUGGGAGGCCGUCAUCCUGACGCGGAAGCUCCUGGUCGUCGUCGUCCUCGUGUUUGGCGACUCGCUGGCCGUCCAGAGGCAGAACACGCUCGUGCUGGGCGUGCUGACUGCGGCGUUGUUCCUCCAGAUGCGCGCCGCGCCGUUCCAGACGCCCAAGCUGAACAGGCUGGAGGCUGCAUCCCUGACAACUUCCACGGCCACAUUUUUCAUAGGGUCGUUUGCUUCGGGGGGCGCGCCGCACGGUUGGCGCGUGUUCUCCACGGCCGCGAUUCUGGCAGCCAACGGGGGCCUCCUGGCGUGGUUUGCCCUCGAGCUGCUCGCCGCGUUGAAGCGCGACCUGGAGGGGCGCCCCGACGGAUGCGGGGGGAGGGCAUGGUCGCUGGCCAAAGCGGCGGCCGGGUGGUUCGUCGAGAAGACGGUCGCGAGGUGCCUCGGGGAGCUUACAUUUGACGGGCCGGCGUGGGAGCAAGCGGGCCCUCCGCGCGAGGCCGUACCUGAAAAAGGAACAGAUUGGAUGCAAGAACGUCCGCCACCCGAGAGGAGCAGCGUGUAG